Molecule: messenger RNA, 681 nt
Organism: Fusarium redolens
Lineage: Eukaryota; Fungi; Ascomycota; Sordariomycetes; Hypocreales; Nectriaceae
Exons: 4
Coding region: 152-589 (145 amino acids)
Biological process (GO): regulation of DNA-templated transcription
Molecular function (GO): zinc ion binding; DNA-binding transcription factor activity, RNA polymerase II-specific
Source: RefSeq, a predicted model, not a curated record
UUCUCGCUCAGUCCCAGUUACACCGGAGCGUGAACGAGACCCAACAGGUCGAGAUUAGCUUCCCAAAUCUGAGUGUCCAUCGACAAGCGACGUGAGUUCCAGGUCAAAAUCGACUACUGGCCUUUGUCAGAAGUUCUUCCGAAUUGAGGAAAUGUCUGCGUCGCCAUCUUCGGGCAGCGGGACAUUCGGCACAGCUCAUUCUGCCCAACGGCUGAGCACCAGAGUUUGCGACAAUUGCAUUCGUUCUAAAGUCCGAUGCGAUCUUGGUCAGCCGUCAUGCUCCCGCUGCCUUGAGCGUGGUAAGACAUGCAGCUACUCCACGACACGUCGUCGGCCAGGACCAGCUCCGGGCUCCGGACGUGGAUCACGGGCAACGCGGGGCGUUCGUAGCCGAGGGAGAAGGCAUUCUGAUGAAGCCACUUCUCAUGGUUAUUCUGUCUCAGAGGACACUGUUUCUUUGGUCCCAGCUGCUUCAGAUAUACCCUCUGAGAGCCCUGAGACCAUUGUAACUUCCCAUGCAUCUACACAAGCUAGCAAUCAAUCAUCACAGCGUUUGAGCUUCCUCCUCGAGGAGGAGGCAUAUCUGUAAGAGACAACCUCGCAUUGUCCUAUAACUCCAGGCACUAUGAGUGUUGUCGUGUCCUCCUACUGACCAUGUCAGGGCCGACGAAUACGUCAAAU